UAAUCAGUCUGCUAGCAGAAUUUAUUUACUGGAUAAUAUAAAUCAAUUGUACAGCAAGAACAGGUGAAAAAAAUAAAUUCGAGGCUCAGGGCACCGUUAUAUCCAAAACUUACCCUGGGACCCGGUCUAUCUAUAAAAAUCCCGCAGCGCGCAAGCGCGGGCAUAUCGCGCUGUCCGCUAUACUUUACGUACCGUGAUGCGAUUUAUACAGUGCAGUGUUAGGUUUGGUUCAAUUCAGGUCUAAGUUGUACGACAUUUGCAAACUUGUAGCGGAGUGCGGAGUAUCCAUAUUCAUCUCAAAUCAUCGAGAAUCAACUAGCCAAGUCAUGAAGUAUAUUCUGGUGACCGGCGGUGUGAUCAGCGGCGUGGGCAAGGGUGUCAUCGCCAGCUCGUUCGGCACUAUCCUCAAACACUGUAACAUUCGCGUGACAUCCAUCAAGAUUGAUCCUUAUAUCAAUAUCGAUGCCGGGACAUUCUCGCCCUACGAGCACGGAGAAGUUUAUGUACUCGAUGAUGGUGGUGAAGUGGAUCUUGAUUUGGGCAAUUACGAGCGUUUUCUGGAUAUCACUCUUCAUAAGGACAAUAAUAUAACAACAGGAAAAAUUUAUCAACAUGUUAUCACAAAAGAGAGACAUGGAGAUUACCUAGGAAAAACAGUACAAGUUGUACCUCACAUCACUGAUGCUAUUCAGGAGUGGGUGGAAAGAGUUGCGAAUCAGUCUGUAACAGAAGAUGGAGCUAAACCAGAGGUUUGCAUAGUGGAAUUGGGUGGCACAAUAGGCGACAUAGAGGGGAUGCCGUUUGUAGAAGCAUUUAGGCAAUUUCAAUUUAGAGUGAAGAAAGAAAACUUCUGUGUUGCCCAUGUGUCUUUAGUGCCGCAGGUAACUGCGUUACAUGCCUACAAUCUUUACACACAGCCAAAAUCAACGGGCGAACCCAAAACGAAACCAACGCAAUCUAGUGUGAGGGAGUUACGUGGAUUAGGUUUAUCACCCGAUCUAAUAGUUUGUAGAUCGGAAACGCCUAUUGGCAAUUCUGCCAAGGAAAAAAUUUCAAAUUUCUGUCAUGUCGCUCCAGAGCAGGUCAUCACUAUUCACGACUUAACAUCCAUAUACCGAGUACCACUUCUUAUGGAGUAUCAAGGCGUUAUAGAGUUUCUCAAUGAUCGAUUGCAACUGAAUAUCGGAAUACCGCGCCCGCGUUCCUUUAUGCGAAAAUGGCGAGAUUUAGCUGAUCACGUGGAUCAUUUGCGGAAAGAUGUUAACAUCGCUCUAGUGGGCAAAUAUACAAAACUCGAGGAUUCUUAUGCUUCUGUUACAAAAGCGUUACAACAUGCUGCCAUUGAGGCCGGUUAUAAAUUGAAAUUGACGUUUAUUGAAGCUGCUAAUCUAGAGCAAAUUACAUUAAUGGAAAAUCCAGUCUUGUAUCAUGAGGCUUGGCAACAGCUUUGUAAAAGCAGUGGCAUUAUUGUACCAGGUGGCUUUGGUAAAAGGGGAUUGCAAGGAAAGAUGGAGGCCUGUCGAUGGUGCAGAACAAACAACAAACCGUUUCUCGGCAUCUGUCUGGGUCUACAAGCGGCAGUCAUUGAAUUCGCGCGAAACGUAUUGAAUCUCCAAUCGGCGAACUCUACAGAAAUUGAUCCACAUACUAGUAGUCCUGUGGUAAUAGACAUGCCAGAGCACAAUCAGGGAAUUAUGGGGGGAACUAUGAGGCUUGGCAAGAGACAAACGCGUUUUUGCAACAAUAAUUCUGUCCUAAAGAAAUUGUAUGACAAUAAAGAUGUCAUAGAAGAAAGACAUAGGCAUAGAUACGAAAUAAAUCCGGAUUAUGUUCCAGAUUUAGAAGCAGCUGGUUUAAAAUUUGUAGGUCGUGAUGACGAUGAAAAUAUACGAAUGGAAAUCGCAGAAUUGGAAGGACAUAGUUAUUAUGUAGCUACACAGUUUCAUCCUGAGUAUCUAUCAAGGCCUUUAAAACCCUCACCGCCGUUCCUCGGUUUAAUUUUAGCCAGUGUAGGCAAAUUGAAGUAUUAUGUAGCACGAGGAUGUAAAUUUUCACCUCGCCAACAGAGCGAUAAUGAAUCAGAUGAUGACUACAUGUUGGAGAAAGUGUCAAAAUUGCAGUUGUCUAGUAAUGCAAGUAGAAGUGGUAGUAAUGUGUCAGAACUCAAUGAUACUUUGUAUUGAGUAUAGUUUUAUUAUCGCAAAUUUAUUUUGUGUCAUUCCAUUUUCCUAUAAUCUGAUCCACAUGUUUUUCUCUAGUCUUACAUAAUUCAUGAUUAAAAAUUGAAACAUGAUAAAUACAUGAAUAUGUGAUAAGUAUAUUUGUAGAAUAUAUAUUAAUAAUAUAAAUUUAAAUCUUGCUAUAACUGAAAACAUAAGUUAAAAUCCUAAUAUAUCUUACAAGCAGCAACAACUAUAAAUACAAAUAUAUAAUUUAUGAUAACUUUAGGAAUGAGUCUGUAUCUCAUAUUAUGUUACUAUGAAAUCUCGUGCUUUGGUUAAAUAUAUAUAUGUAAGCAGACUCUUAUAGAAAAUAGAUUUCAUCAUUUUUAUCAUUUUAAUACAUCGUCUUAUACCAGAGAUUUAAAUUUAUAUAAUUUUAAUAAGUUAAAAUGUUGUGAGAGAAUAAAUAGUUUUUAUGAUAUUAUAAUACACUUAUCUUAAUUGUAAGUCUGCAGUAUUCAAACUACAUUUUUUAUAUCGACAAACUGGUUUUUUAUACGUACAAAGUGUCCAGGAUGAGAGAUAGAGAGAGUGUCUCGAAAUAUUAUAAUUUUAUUAUAAUCUCAUGUAUAUCAAACACAAUUGUUAUACGUAAUGUAUAAUGUAGUGUAUACCUAAUACAAAUUUUAUUAGAUAUUAUAAGUUUUAUAUUUUGUAAUAAAAAUUAUAUCAUGUUUGAACA
This is a messenger RNA of Formica exsecta, 2904 nucleotides long. RefSeq names its product CTP synthase (gene Ctps). Lineage: Eukaryota; Metazoa; Arthropoda; Insecta; Hymenoptera; Formicidae. Gene Ontology annotation, cellular component: cytoplasm; cytoophidium. The transcript has 11 exons. Gene Ontology annotation, biological process: CTP biosynthetic process; pyrimidine nucleobase biosynthetic process. Gene Ontology annotation, molecular function: identical protein binding; CTP synthase activity. The record is from RefSeq and is a predicted model, not a curated record. The coding region runs from base 327 to 2183 and encodes 618 amino acids.